AUGAAACAGUCAAAGAACAUAAUGGUGGUUAACAUAGAAGUGGGAGACUGGGCGCUGCUAAGUUUGCUCUCCUUAAAGCCUGCUUCUUCUUGCACUCCUGCUGCCAAAGCAGCUUGGGGACUCCUGCUCUGGGCCUUUUAUUCCGUGAAUUCCUGUCUCCCUCUCCUGCUUCUUCAGGCGAGGACCUGGGGAUCACAGCUUUUAUUCUUUGCUAGGCACAAACACCAACUGUUGGACCUCAACCACCAGACAGAAACGUUAUGGAAAGUGCCGGUUCUACUGUUCGUCUUGGGAAGCUCCUCGCCCUGGGUUCUGGCGGAAGCCAACCUGGAAGAUUUCACAACAACUCAAGGUACAGAAGGUGGCACGAAGACUCCAGGUUGGGAAGAUGGUGCAGAGGUCACAGAAAAGCCCUUAGAAACCAUUCACUUGACAACUUCGGUGCCAGCAAGUACGAAGACUGUAAUUAGGACUCCUGCUGAGCACAGUUCGGUCUGUGAUAGGAACACCACAGCCUCACAAGGGGCCACUGGCCAUUCCGUGGAUGGUUUGGCAACCUCAACCCUGGUUGGAAUCAUACUUGCAGUGUCAGUAGUCGUUGGUCUUGUUGGUGCAAUCAUCCUAGUAGUUGUGCGGAAAAAUGUCAGGAAGGCCCUGAAAAUUUUUCACAAGCUCAAAAAUCGUGCCCUUCUGCCAACAUGUUUAAAGAAAGGGUUUCCUAUUUCACCCUACCUCUGA
Elephantulus edwardii (Cape elephant shrew) is the source of this 738-nucleotide messenger RNA. Its product is annotated as podoplanin-like. Gene Ontology annotation, cellular component: filopodium; lamellipodium; basolateral plasma membrane. Gene Ontology annotation, molecular function: chemokine binding; protein-folding chaperone binding; signaling receptor binding. Gene Ontology annotation, biological process: regulation of lamellipodium morphogenesis; Rho protein signal transduction; positive regulation of cell migration. Bases 1 to 738 code for a protein of 245 amino acids. NCBI's taxonomy places the organism in Eukaryota, Metazoa, Chordata, Mammalia, Macroscelidea, Macroscelididae. The record is from RefSeq and is a predicted model, not a curated record. The transcript has a single exon.